This is a messenger RNA of Penicillium bovifimosum, 324 nucleotides long. RefSeq lists its product as uncharacterized. The record is from RefSeq and is a predicted model, not a curated record. The transcript has 2 exons. The annotation marks the transcript as partial. NCBI's taxonomy places the organism in Eukaryota, Fungi, Ascomycota, Eurotiomycetes, Eurotiales, Aspergillaceae.
UCUACUCCCUACGGAGUACCUAGUGGACUGAAAAUAGUAGCACUGACCCCAAAGCCGGAAGCCUUUGUACUGAGAACGCCACCGCACGUGACUCUGGGCCGCCUCAGCGGCAACCCGACUUGUCAGCUUCAUCCAGACAACAACCGCCGUUACCCUACAUCCCGGUUCUUAUCAACCUGCCAUAGCUACCGCUUCAUUCCCGCCGUCUACGUCGAUUUCAGUGCUCCGUACUCUCUGUCUGCGGCGCUUUUUCGUCAAAACAGAGCAACCCCUAGUGCACCCGCGAGGUCAUCUGGGAACCACCAGAAUACUGUUCAUUCAUAG